Molecule: messenger RNA, 2957 nt
Organism: Populus trichocarpa (black cottonwood)
Lineage: Eukaryota; Viridiplantae; Streptophyta; Magnoliopsida; Malpighiales; Salicaceae
Exons: 7
Coding region: 223-2682 (819 amino acids)
Biological process (GO): rescue of stalled cytosolic ribosome; protein ubiquitination
Molecular function (GO): ubiquitin protein ligase activity; ribosome binding
Source: RefSeq, a predicted model, not a curated record
CCGAAUUCUUUCCCAGCAUCAAAUAUCAAACCGCUUCAUUUUCUAAACAGGCAUAAAAAAAAAUUAUACACACACACACAUAUAUACGGACGUAAAUACACAGAAAGGCUGGUGCCUAAUUCCUAACGAUCCUCUGUUAAUUUUGAUUCCAAAUCCCUAGAUCUAUCGUCGCCAAUCGACCUCCAAUUUCUCAGUCUCCGAUCAAUUGUUUGAAAGAGAGAGAUGGAUGAUAGCUGUGCGGUGUGUGCGGAGGCUCUAGAAUGGGUUGCAUACGGCGCGUGUGGCCAUCUUGACGUUUGCUCCACGUGCGUGUCUCGGCUCCGUUUCAUAUGCGACGAUCGCCGCUGCUGUAUCUGCAAGACCGAGUCAUCUGUGGUUUUUGUCACCAAGGCUUUAGGGGAUUAUACAAGGAUGAUUAAUGACUUUUUGCUCUUGCCAUCUGAACCAAAGGAGGGUCGAAUGGGAUCUUACUGGUACCAUGAGGACACACAAGCAUUUUUUGACGAUGUUGACCAUUAUAAAAUGAUAAAGGCUAUGUGCAGAUUGUCAUGUAGUGUAUGUGACAAGGAGGAAUCAAAUGAUGGAUCCAAGCGUCGGGGGAAGUUUAGAAAUAUUAAUCAGCUGAAGGGUCAUUUAUUUCAUCAACAUAAAUUGCAUAUGUGUAGCCUAUGCUUAGAAGGACGAAAGGUUUUUAUUUGUGAGCAAAAGCUAUACACUAGAGCACAAUUGAAUCAGCAUAUAAGCACGGGUGAUUCUGAUGUUGACGGAAGUGAAAGUGAAAGAGGUGGCUUUAUGGGACAUCCCAUGUGUGAAUUCUGUAAAAAACCAUUCUAUGGAGAUAAUGAGUUGUAUAAACAUAUGUCAACCGAACACUACACCUGUCAUCUAUGCCAGAGGCAGCAUCCAGGACAAUAUGAAUAUUACAAGAAUUAUGAUGACCUAGAGAUUCACUUCCGUCGAGACCAUUUUCUAUGUGAUGAUGAGGGCUGUCUUGCCAAGAAGUUUAUUGUCUUUCAAACUGAAGCAGAGUUGAAGAGACAUAAUACAAUUGAACAUGCUGGUCAUAUGUCUCGUUCUCAGCGAAAUGCUGCUCUCCAGAUACCAACUAGCUUUCGAUAUCGUCGAAGUAAUGAACAAGAUAAUCGUCAUGGAAGGGGACGAACAUUCCGUCGUGAUCAAUCAGAUAACCAACUCUCCAUAGCCAUUCAGGCUAGCCUGGAGGCAGCAUAUUCAGAAAGCACAUCUCGUGAUCGAUCAUCCAGUGCACAAGCGAUCUCUGAUCAUGUAGAUUUAAGUGAUAUUGAUCCAAUAGUUCAGCCAUUUGAAUCAUUAUCUGCUACUGAUCCUGAAACAACAUUGAGAUAUCUUCAAGCCUUGGGGCCUUCUUCUAGGAAUGCACCUUUGCAAGAAUCUUCCUUUCCUCCUCUCUUUACGACUACAAGCAGUGGUCAACAAAAGGCCAAAGAUGAAUCAGAAAGUUUGCCUAAUAAUACAAUGGCGACGCAUCUUCGGCGCCAGAACAACAGAAAUGCAACAGUAGUCAACUCACCCCAGCAGUGGCCGGCAGCAAGCCGCGGACAUGUAUCAAGUAGUCCAGCACUAUAUAGGCCUACAGUAGAUACAUCACCUUUGAGUUCAAGGAGUUCUGCUAGUGGACCUGGUCUCUCUAGUUAUGCAAGUUCUAUUCAGUCCCAUGCUCAGACUCGACCUGCAGCAGUCCGUGGGCAUCCCUCAGCUGGUUCAGUGGGGAUCUCAGGUACUACAAGUAGGAUAAGCAGCACUGCAUCAGCCUCAAAUCUUGCUGACUCUGGAUCAUUGAAGCCCUCUGUCUCAGAUUUUCCUCCAGUUUCUGCAGUGCCGAUGCACAAGAUGCCUACUAGUAGCCAGGUUGUGCUGAAUGUGGAAGAAUUUCAAACUGCAAACAAGUCAUUGGUGGAAAAGAUACGUGCUGCUCUUGAAAAUGAUGAAGAUAGAUAUACUCUUUUUAAAGACAUAUCUGGACAGUAUCGUCAGGGUUCAAUUGACACAGGAGAGUACCUGGACUAUGUCCAGCAAUUUGGCUUAUCACGUCUCAUUCCUGAGCUGGCUAGACUUUGUCCUGAUGCUCAGAAACAGAAAGAGCUUGUUGAAACCUACAAUGCUAGUUUGAGAAGCAGUGGGAAGAAAGAGAAUGGCUGGGGCCGUGGUAGUGCCCAGUUAAAAGGCACUAAUGGAUCCAAGGAAGGCAAGGGAAUAGCUGAAAAUGAUAGCAGUUCAAAGGAUAGAUUGACAGAUAGCUUUAUUAAUACUGUUCGAGCACUGCAGUCAAAUUACAAGCCUGUGGAAGAUGAGGCGCAGCUGCUGUCAAAGGAUGGAUAUCGGGCUGCCAAAGGUAAGUCGAAUGUCAUGCUUGAUGAGCGGCAAAUGGAACCAAGAAUCCAAAAUGGCUCUUUAUCUGCCGGUGAUGGAUCUAGUAAAAACCUAAAAGACGGGGGUACCGAGAAGCAACGGAAGAAAACCUCCAAGGUUCAUAGAGCAAGGCUUGGUGAUGGCUCAAUGGCGGCCCUGUUGGAUCUCCAAAACUCCGAACCUGAUCCUCGCGAAACAGUGGAGAACAGGAUAGACGAUAGCAGUAACUCAGUAGGAGGGUUACCUGUGCGUGGAGUCUGGAGAAAAGGUGGGGGGCAAAAACUCUUUCCAUGAACAGUAUAUCAUCAUGGUAAAGAAAUGGGGCCAAUUAUUAAACAAUAGAGAUGGAAUAGAUUCCAGCAAAUUCCUUCGAAUUGCUGCGGUUUUGCAACGUGACUCUCUUUUUGAGCUUAGUUCACCAUUUAGGUGAUGAAUGCUAUUCGAUGUUGGUUUUUGUACUGUUAUGUAAUUGAGGUGAUGGGGUUGUCCAUCAUCGCAUGGCUAUCUUUUUUUUUAUAUCAGAAAGUGUUCAUAGACAUCACGAAUGAAGAAAGCAGAUAUGAUUAAUA